GCCUGCUAUACAGACUGUCUCUUCCUCAUUGCUGCUGUUUCAUAAGUCCGGCACUGCAAAAUGGCUACUGGCCUCGAAGCAGCGGGUGUCGUUCUAGCCCUUCUGCACUGCUGGUACACCAGAUCGGCAGCUAUGUCCGAGGGUUCCAGAUGUUAAAUCACCUAAAAUCAGAGGUUUACCGGAGCUGGAUGGAACGCAACUACAUCGCCUUAGAAAAUGAAAGGGCAAUCUUGCUCAAUACACUGCUGGUCGCUGUGGACGGAAUCACUUACUAUGGAUUUGGUGAUCGGAGGAGGGAUCCCACUUUCAGAUUCUGGAAAAGCCCGGAGCUACAGUACCAGCUGAGGCGGAAGCUUGGAGAUACUUAUUAUGACCAAUUCACGAAAACAUUGAAAGUGCUAUUAGGCCUGCUAGAUACGCUAUCCGAGGAGUUGGGCUUGAUUGUUGACAGAACUGGCAGUGGAGUUGUAACCAACAUUAGCUCCCCCAGGAAGCUCGAAAAACAGCUCGAGAAAAUCCGCCAUCUCUCCCUACAUAAAGUUUACGAACGUCGGAUCAAACAGAUCGCGUAUUACAGCGGCCAUCUACAGACCUUCGUGGCGCAAUGCAAUCAGAUUCGGGAGAUAAAUGCAAGAAGGGCCGUAUCCCAAGAAACGCUACGGCAACACCAAAUAGACCGUCAAUUAGCAAGCAGCCUGCAUAAUGCGAUCAUUAACGGGAAUUAUUGGCCAUGUCUUUGCAAGCCUCAGCACAGAAUUUACUUUAUGUUUGACUUCUCGAACUCCCCAUGGACAUGUGACCCGUCAAACCUACCGGACUUUGAAUCUCAGACGAUUAAAUUGAAGAUGGAGGUCCUGACUUUGGAGAACCCUAAUCGCUGGCACGAAGUCGAGGCUAAACCAGAUAAUCAUAGUCUCCCGCAGGAACUGUGUCGUGAUAGCCAUACUACGUCAAGCCAGCAAGGGCUAUCAACUGAUGAAAACAUACCCAACAUCAGCUUCCCCCAAGGAGUUUCAGGUACCGAACAAGGAACCGUCAUUGGAGCCCAAGACCUGCCGGCUGCAGUUCAGAUCACCAAUAUGUGCGUUUCACUGUCAGCCGUCGGUAUCAACGAGAGCAAUGAGAUGCUUCUCGGGUACGUGACAGACACAAUGCACAGACAUGAUAUUUACCAUCUGGGAAGCAAUGCAGAGAGCGUACGGAACAUACAUUCAAAAUCUCUUGAAGAGCUAUUUGCAAUACUGUCCUCCUCGCCUUAUGAUAUUACUGCUCAAGAAACCUUUACGUUUCAAGAUCCUUAAAUCGCGGUAGAUCUUGCAUGUGCAGUUCUUCACUUUCACGGGAGCUGGCUCAAAAGAGAGUGGAGAGCUCGAGACAUCAUGGUUUUCAAAGAGCCACGCGUCUCAGAACAUGAACCCGCACUCAGACCCGUACCCGUACCCUAUGUUGAGUGGGACCUGAAUAAUGAGCCCAGUCAGG
Messenger RNA from Aspergillus piperis CBS 112811, 1479 nucleotides. RefSeq lists its product as uncharacterized. The record is from RefSeq and is a predicted model, not a curated record. The transcript has 2 exons. Bases 150 to 1301 code for a protein of 383 amino acids. Lineage: Eukaryota; Fungi; Ascomycota; Eurotiomycetes; Eurotiales; Aspergillaceae.